AUGCGUCGUUCCCGUUUGGUUGGUAUUCUUGAAAAACGUGGAGGUCAUAUUGCUCCUUUUCUGCUGUUGGUGGGAUUGAUCCUAAUAGGAGGUAUACCAGCUAUAAAGCCAAGGCGUAACUUUAUUGAUGAGAGUGCUGUUAGUAUUGGAGAAAUUCCAGUACUGAUCUCUUUAUCUGAUAUGUCCCAUCCUGAUACUACAGUGCAUCAAAGUCACCGUAUUGUUCACGGUCGCCGUUCUGUGGGCUCAGAAAUAAUCGCUAUUUAUGUCAAUAAGGCUGAAAAAGCCUCUGUUAUUCUAGGAAAUGCAUUAAUUGCUGUUCUUAGGAAAAGGGAAAAUAUGGCCUGUGAUACACAUUUCUAUUUUGUUGCUAAUACUGAUAAAGAUUGGCCGAUUCCAAAUUCAUUUGUUCGUUCAGCACUUGUUAUCAAUGUUUCUUCUUUAAAUACACGCAAUUUAUGUUUCGGUGUCUAUGGUAAGAACGGAAUGCAACCCAACCAGGAUCUCUUCAAUGUGGCAGUUUCAAUGGCAAAGGAAUGGGGUUUGAAAGUUGAUGUUUUAUGUCAAAAUCCAUAUACUACGUAUUCUUUGAGUCGAUCAAUGUAUGAACAUUAUAUUACAGCUCUACAAACAGCUUUAAUCGCUCCUCAAUACCCUCAGCCAUGGCAUAGUUUUAGAUCUCACGGUAUUAGUUCUCUCUCUAUUAGUACUGUAAAAUCUGAUGAAAAUUAUAAUAGAUCCGAUGCUUUUUCUAUGGUUGCAAUGCUUGAACAAAUUAUUGCAACACUAAGCUACUUGGACGAACGGUUUCAUCAUUCUACAUCUGUAUGGGUUCCUCUGAGUGUAACCCAUUAUAUUGAGUAUGAUAUUGCGCAAUUUGGUAUUAUGUUACUUGUAGCAUCUCUUCUUUCUACAGGAUAUUCUAUAUAUAAGGUAAAAGGUCUCAAUCUUUCUCCAUAUGUGAUGAUAAUAUGGAUAACUCCUUUUAUUGUUUCAAUUGCAACAGAAUGGUUCGAAACUUUGGGCUUUUUUUUAAGUAGUAUUUUACUGCUGAUAAUCUUGAGUACGUUUGACUGGGAUUUGUCUUGGUUGACAAUAAAUGCUGUGGUGCUCUGUCUUCUUAUUAUUCUUCAGCCAGCUGCCGGUCUUAUCAUGGGUUCAGGAGUUGCUUUACAGUUACUCUUUCUCCAUGUAAAGUGUCAGAAUGUUAUGUUGCUAGCCCUGGGUUCCUUAUGCUCAUGGGCAAUCUUUUUUUAUUUUGUACAUGUGCUUAACCUGCGAGGUUAUGAUAUACAUACAACGGGAGGCAUUUAUCUCUCAUUUUUUGUGUACCCUAACGCUCUGUGGGUUUCCAGUCGAUUGAUUAGAUCAAUCGUGUAUUAUAAGGGUUAA
Trypanosoma theileri is the source of this 1392-nucleotide messenger RNA. Its product is annotated as putative GPI transamidase component GAA1. Gene Ontology annotation, biological process: attachment of GPI anchor to protein. NCBI's taxonomy places the organism in Eukaryota, Euglenozoa, Kinetoplastea, Trypanosomatida, Trypanosomatidae. The record is from RefSeq and is a predicted model, not a curated record. Gene Ontology annotation, cellular component: membrane; GPI-anchor transamidase complex. The transcript has a single exon. The coding region runs from base 1 to 1392 and encodes 463 amino acids.